Messenger RNA from Suillus plorans, 1647 nucleotides. RefSeq lists its product as uncharacterized. NCBI's taxonomy places the organism in Eukaryota, Fungi, Basidiomycota, Agaricomycetes, Boletales, Suillaceae. The record is from RefSeq and is a predicted model, not a curated record. Bases 1 to 1647 code for a protein of 548 amino acids. The transcript has 12 exons.
AUGUCCGCACCUGUUAAUUCCCGCGAGCUGCGAAAUGCGAAGAAAAAAGCUAUAGAAAAUGCUGUUUGGUUGCCUAAGCCAACAAAGAAAGCUCGCCAAGCACCUCAAGCACCCUCUGGUCUGGAAUGCCCAGCGAAGAAGAUCAGCAGCCUGAGUACCAACAAACAUCAGCGCUCAUUGACCAACUCGGAGGAAGAGGAGGAGGAUGGGGGUCACUUCAAGUCUAGUGGCAGUGAGACGGACUUGGAACCUGUAAAAUCAAAGCCUCGAGGCUUGUAUCGACCUAACAAACUCCGUCGCACAUAUGCCAUGCAAGAUGUCUCCGUAUUAGUUGAUACUGACGAGCUCGACUCCGAUGGUGAUCAAGUGGACCAUCCUGUCAUGGCGAAUGGUGGUGAUACGGAUGAGGAGAGUGAGCACGAUGAACCAGAGACUACCGCCAUGAUGCUUGCUGAUGAGAUCCCUUCGCUAGUCACUGACAGCAUGAAGCCCAAGCGGGUUGUUCAAACGCACGGCAAAUCACAGUCUGCCCGGGAUCAAAAACACGCUGCGGAGAUUCCUACCUGGCGCGAUGUCGACAAUGCUGUUUCAGAGUCCGAGGAAACUACUACUGCGGGCAGCGAACCCUCGGAACCUUACUCCAGUGAAUUCGAUGGUCCCAAAAAACUGACCUCUGCAACUCAUUCAGCUCAGACAAUGGCUGCUCUCAUUCGAACAGAGAAGGGGAACAUUAAAUUACUCAACCAGAACCACCAGACUCAGCGAGUAGUCCGGAAUGCGAUUCUUGACGCCAAGUGUCACGUUAUCUUUGUCAACGCUUACCCAGAACUUGUCGACAAAAACCAGAUCUCGCUACAAUCUUUACUAACUGUGGCCCAGAAUCUUGAUGUACCCGCCAUCAAACAACAUCUUCAGACAGAUGCACAGUAUGCCGCUCACCUCAGUAGCUUAGUUGAGCCGCGCAUUCCGUUAUUGCGCCGUGACUUGAAAAUCACUGCAUGUGCCAAUAUUGAUGGCUACUUUCGUCUCGGCCAGAACAUAGUCAAGGCCAGAAAGCUUAUGGAGCAGCAUGCAUAUGUGUAUGCUUUGAAGUUCGAUACCGAUGAUGAUGCUUCGCCCAUCAGAAAAAAACCCUACCAGGGUGACCUACUCAUUUUUCUACUAUAUGACGGAGUCUUUGAUGGUGCGAAGUCCAUCGGCGUCAAGUAUGCGGGGCGCUUUGGUGAAAUAGCGAGUAACAAGGGUAAUCGCCCCAAAAUACCAAUUCCUUUGUUGGCACUCGUGGCGACAGCAGUCUAUGCAGCCCUUUUCUGGAAGACGCUUGGUUCCCCAGGGAAAUUCAACUUUACAGGUAAUCAAUUCAGUGAAACUUAUGUUUUUCACGUCAAGUUCCUCGAGAAGUUGAAGAAGGACGCUCCUGCGAAGUUUCACUGCAUGAUGGCUGAUAUUUACGAAGCCAUACAGGCCUUGAAACGCAAGGGCAACGAUCAUCUGGCCAGUGAACAUCAAGAUGCGCUCGCGCUACUCGACCUCGAUGGGAUGGCUGAAGAUUAUCUUUUUUCUGGUAACAUUGUCCGAUUGUAUCUGUACAAGUCUAAAAUUUGGCAAGCCGCAGGCUCAGCGAAUCUAUCCAAGGGACUCUCCUAA